Messenger RNA from Rhagoletis pomonella (apple maggot), 1476 nucleotides. Its product is annotated as dynein heavy chain 9, axonemal-like. The transcript has 5 exons. The record is from RefSeq and is a predicted model, not a curated record. Bases 1 to 1038 code for a protein of 345 amino acids. Gene Ontology annotation, cellular component: dynein complex. Gene Ontology annotation, molecular function: dynein intermediate chain binding; minus-end-directed microtubule motor activity; dynein light intermediate chain binding. NCBI's taxonomy places the organism in Eukaryota, Metazoa, Arthropoda, Insecta, Diptera, Tephritidae. Gene Ontology annotation, biological process: microtubule-based movement.
AUGACUACGCACAUGGAUAAAGGCAAAGCUAAGCAAUAUAAAUGGUUCGAUAACGGCCCACCUACGACAUUUUGGCUUUCCGGAUUCUUCUUCACUCAAGCAUUUCUCACCGGUGCGCAACAGAAUUUUGCACGCAAGUACGUUAUACCAAUCGAUCUGUUGGUUUUCGACUACGAAGUUUUGCACAUGGAGGAGGACCAAACUAAAGGCGUGGCUGCCCCAGCUGAUGGCGUCUAUGUGUAUGGGGUAUUUCUGGAAGGUGCAUGUUGGGAUCGCGUAGGUAAUUGGUUAGCAGAAUCACGCCCGCGUGAGUUAUUUGAUCACAUGCCAGUGAUUUGGAUGAAACCUGUAAAGCGUAGUGAUCUCAAAGAACGACACGUCUACAUUUGUCCGUUAUACAAGACAGCGGAACGUCGCGGUGUGCUCUCCACCACAGGUCAUAGUACGAAUUUUGUUGUGGCAAUGCUUCUGGAAUGUAAUCCGGAAACAGAUUUAUCACAUUGGAUUGAGCGCGGGACGGCGUUGCUAUUUAAAUGGUUCGAUAACGGCCCACCUACGACAUUUUGGCUUUCCGGAUUCUACUUCACUCAAGCAUUUCUCACCGGUGCGCAACAGAAUUUUGCACGCAAGUACGUUAUACCAAUCGAUCUGUUGGUUUUCGACUACGAAGUUUUGCACAUGGAGGAGGACCAAACUAAAGGCGUUGCUGCCCCAGCUGAUGGCGUCUAUGUGUAUGGGGUAUUUCUGGAAGGUGCAUGUUGGGAUCGCGUAGGUAAUUGGUUAGGAGAAUCACGCCCGCGUGAGUUAUUUGAUCACAUGCCAGUGAUUUGGAUGAAACCUGUAAAGCGUAGUGAUCUCAAAGAACAACACGUCUACAUUUGUCCGUUAUACAAGACAGCGGAACGUCGCGGUGUGCUCUCCACCACAGGUCAUAGUACGAAUUUUGUUGUGGCAAUGCUUCUGGAAUGUAAUCCGAAAACAGAUUUAUCACAUUGGAUUGAGCGCGGGACGGCGUUGCUGUGCCAGUUGAGCUUCUAAGCGGUACUAAUUUUACAUACAUGCAUACAUACUUAGAUAAUACAUUGACACAUACAUUCAUGUAUACAUACUAGGGCCUUCAAUCCCGAAGAAUCUUAACAAUCCCGGGAUUUCGGGAUGCAAAAAGUUCUAAUUCCGGGAUCCCGGGAUUUUUCAGGAUUUCGACUUCAUCACAACUUUUGCAUGUAACAGUAGGUUCGCCUUUUUUAAACCACACAGAUUCAUUGUCACCCUUUUUGGUCUUACAGGGAGCAUAAUGCACCUUAGUAAAAGAGUCCGUAAUUUAAUGUCUAAAUAUUUUUAUAGUAUUCUUAAUUAUCUAUAUUAAUUGUAAAAACCACUGACUAAUAUCUUCAGAAAUUCAUUUUCCACAAAACGCAAACAAAAUAAAAUGAAAAACAACCCUUCUACACUGUAAAAUCUUGUUGUGUUUUCAAU